Messenger RNA from Epithele typhae, 1305 nucleotides. RefSeq lists its product as uncharacterized. The transcript has 2 exons. The coding region runs from base 1 to 1305 and encodes 434 amino acids. NCBI's taxonomy places the organism in Eukaryota, Fungi, Basidiomycota, Agaricomycetes, Polyporales, Epitheliaceae. The record is from RefSeq and is a predicted model, not a curated record.
AUGCAAGUCGAAGAUCGCACCCCCAAUGACCUGGUCCAAAGCGAGCGCGGGCCACCACUUCCACGGGCUCUCGCCGGAGACCCGCCUUGGGACGAUGGACGCGCUUCCGAGUCAGAGCGGGCAGUCCCAUCUGUCGCAGGUGGUCAUGCGCCGAAGCAGACGUCCACCGGGACGCCGCAGUCCGUCCCAACGACACAAGAGGAGCUGCUCGAAAACCUUGUCUUCGCGCUCGCGACGAGACCCCGCCCCAGCAUCGCCCAAGCGGUCGCGUACCAUGCCCGCUUUCCGUCCCUGCACUCGACCGCGUCCUUCAACCUACUUAUCCGGUACGCGAUCCGGCAGGCGACGUUCGGGACGGUGCGGCACUUGCUGGCGCAGAUGGUGCGUGACCGCAUACUCGGAGACGAAGAGACGAGAGCGCUGCGGGUGCGGUGCAUGGUGCGGAUGGGGCUGUGGACUCGGGCGUGGCGCGAAGAGCAGGAGCAGGCGGAAGUGCAAGAGUCAGGGCUGCCCGCACGGAUCUGGUACGAGUUCUGGGACUCGGUCAAACAGGGCGCGAUCUCGGACGUCGAGCGCGUGCGGGGACGCGUGGCCACCGCUCGAAUACGACGGCUGCAAGCUGCGCCCGCAAGACGGCGGCGGGUCCCGCAGCACGUCGUGCAAGCGUUCGUGCGCUCGCUCGUCGCCCAGGGCCGGCGUGACGCGGCGUCCACGGUUGCGUCCGAGUACAUCCGCUCGCUGCCACCCACGCUCGACGCCCGGCUCCGGGACGGCGGCCUCGCGCUCAUCCACCUCCUCCUGGCCCCGGGAUCGCGGCGGCCGAAGCUCUCCGCGCACUUUGCCGCGCUCAAGACGCUCUUCACCUUCCUGGACAUGCACCGCGGCCUUCGGCCGACGGCGCAGACGCUCGACUUCCUCCUCCGCGGCCUGCUCCGCUCCCGCCACGGCGGCGCCCGCGCGGACAGGCUCGUGAGCACCUUCCGGAAGCGCUGGGGCGACGGGAUCGCGGACGACCCUGGCGUCCGUCGGCGGUGGGCCGCGCUCUGGUUCCGUCAGGGCGACGGCGAGCGCGCGCGCGCGAUCUCGCAAGCACAGAACAAGGCUGACAGGCGGCGACGGAGGCGGGCGCGGAAUGAAGGCACGACGGCUGGGCACGACAUUGGGAAGGCGCGGUGGAUGGGGCGGCUCGAGCGGCAUCGGGCUCCGCGGAUAGACAGGGAGCGGUGGGCCUGGCGGCAGCUGAGGAUACGGAUGGCGCGGGCGAAGAAGCGCGCUCGGGAGGCUGCGGGGCACGCGCCCGGCUAG